CGAUCAAGGGGCACACAGGUCGGCGGCUUAUUAAAAAUAAUGGCAGUAAUGUUAAGUAUUAUGGCGUCUGUCCUUGAUCGGAAACUACAAUGUAAUUGGAAACAAACGGCAAAUUAUGAAUAGACUCCUACCAAAUCAAUGACCCUUUCUUUCUAGACCCUCUUUCAUUUUGGAGAUAUUUGGGCGCGCAGGAGAAAGGCCGGGUCCGGCGAUGGCGCUCCAGCCCGUUCCGUCGCGCCUGCUGGCGGCCGCGCUGUUGGCCGUCACCCUGGCAGUUUUACCGGUGAGCGGAAAUGAGGAGACGGAGCUCCUUAGGGACCUGAUGACUGGCUACAACAAGAACAUCCGGCCGGCCAGGCACGCCGACGACAAGGUGGAGGUGCAGGUGAAGCUCACCCUCACCAACCUCAUCUCGCUGAAUGAAAAGGAAGAAACUCUCACCACAAAUGUCUGGAUUGAAAUUCAAUGGAACGAUUACCGUCUGGCCUGGAACACCUCUGCCUACUAUGGUAUCGACGUGCUCCGCGUUCCCUCCAGCAUGGUCUGGCUGCCUGACAUCGUCCUGGAGAACAACAUCGAUGGCAAGUUCGAUGUGGCCUACUACGCCAACGUGCUGAUCUACCCCGACGGCUCCAUGUAUUGGCUGCCUCCUGCCAUCUUCCGCAGCACCUGCUCCAUCGAGAUCACCUACUUCCCCUUCGACUGGCAGAAUUGCACCUUGGUCUUCAGGUCCCAGACCUACAGCGCCAAGGAGUUGGACCUCAUUUUAGCCAUAGACCUGGAGACUGAGAAACCCAUUGAGUGGGUGGUCAUCGACCCAGAGGCAUUCACUGAGAAUGGAGAGUGGGCCAUCAGGCACCGGCCGGCCAGGAAGUUGGUUAACCCCCGGUACACGCCCGACGACCUGGAGUACCAGGAGGUGUACUUCAACCUGAUCAUCCAGAGGAAGCCGCUCUUCUACAUCAUCAACAUCAUCCUUCCCUGUUCCCUUAUCUCCGCGCUGGUAGUGCUGCCCUACUUCCUGCCCGCGCAGGCGGGUGGACAGAAGCUGACUGUCUCCAUCUCCGUCCUUUUGGCUCAGACUGUCUUCCUGAUCCUUGUUUCCCAGAAGAUUCCAGAAACCUCUCUUUCAGUACCUCUCAUCGGGAAGUACGUCAUCUUCGUCAUGUCCGUCACCACCCUCAUCGUCAUGAACUGCAUCAUCGUGCUGAACUACUCUCUCCGCAGUCCCAGCACCCACAACAUGUCACACUGCAUCAAACACCUGUUUCUGGAGUGCGUCCCUCGUUUCCUGGGAAUGUCGUCGCUGGUGGACGACGGCCAGGAGGAGGCGCUGCCGCAACGCCGACGCAGCUCGUUUGGCCUCAUGCAGCGGGCAGAAGAGUACGUGCUGAAGCAGUCCCGCAGCGAGAUGAUAUUCAACAGCCAGAGGGAGCGUCACGGCCUCACAAACACCUUUGUGGACGGGAUUGAUGUAAGCACGACAGCCAGCUUGUACAAGAGUCUAGCGCAAGCUGCCCCAGAGAUCAAGGAGUGCGUGGACGCCUGCAACUUCAUCGCGCAGAGCACCAGGGAGCAGAACGACACCGGAUCCGAGACGGAGAGCUGGGUGCUGAUUGGCCAGAUGAUGGACAAAGUGUGCUUCUGGGCAGCCCUCCUGCUGUUCUCCAUUGGGACAGUGGCCAUCUUCCUGAUGGGACACUUCAACCAGGUUCCUGAGUUCCCCUUCCCAGGGGAGAACAAGCCAUAUGCCCCACCAUAGAGAGUGGCACCUCACGGCGCCCUCUAGUGGCCCGGCGCAAAUAACCUCUGCAGCUGGUGCCACACCUCAAUCUUACAAUCUAAAUAUCUUUUCCACGUCUUCCUAGAUAAUCUCGAGAACAAUGUUAAUUAUAAUUAUAUUGUUAUUGAUGCAUAGUAUUUUAUUAUUAUCUUACCUAUUUAUAUAGUUCAGGAUAAUCCACCCAUCCAUCCAUUUUCCAAACCGCUUAUCCUACUGGGUCGCGGGGGGUCCGGAGCCUAUGCAAUGGGCAUGAGGCAGGGAACAACCCAGGAUGGGGGGCCAGCCCAUCGCAGGGCUCACUCACACACCAUUCACCCACACAUGCACACCUAUGGGCAAUUUAGCAACUCCAAUUAGCCUCAGCAUGUUUUUGGACUGUGGGGGGAAACCGGAGUACCUGGAGGAAACCCCACGAUGACAUGGGGAGAACAUGCAAACUCCACACACAUGUAACCCAGGCUGAGAAUCCAACCUGGGUCCCAGAGGUGUGAGGCAACAGUGCUAACCACUGCACCACCAUGCUGCCCCUAUUCAGGAUAAUUACCUUCCUAAAUGUUCAUAUCAUGUCAGGCAAAAGAAUUAUUGUGUACAUUUUUAAUAAUAAUGCUUAAAUCUUUGACUUACGAAUGUUUGUGUACAGAGUUCAGACUGUCCAUGUGCACGGCCUUGUAUAAAUGUUAAAUGAAAUCAAACAAUUGUACAAAAUUAAGUUUCACAAAAUUUGACUUUGUGUCAUAAGGAUGUCUUUCCUGUGUUUGUUCACAGUUAAGCCAAAUUUCACAUAUUGACAUCAAAACAUUCAUUUUCUUAGCCUGACCUAAUUACGGCUCGCAAACAGUAUUAAAAUGAAACGGAUGUAAAUUUUUUGAAAAUGUUGAUUUAGUUGCUUUGAAGUGAUUAUGGACAAAUUUGCAAUGGGAUCAAAUUCCUUAGUGGAAGACACUACUACUAUACAGCUCUUAAGCUUUAAAAAUUCAAACAGAAGUUGGCGCAAAUUGACCUUGACGCAAUACUACCACCAGAUGCCACUGUUUCUCCAUUUUAUUGGCCACUAAUUUUCGAUAAUGUUCACGUCUUGCUUUCAAAUCAAAUUCAGAACAAUUUAAUCCAAUAAAUAUCUCACGACUCGCA
Brienomyrus brachyistius is the source of this 2914-nucleotide messenger RNA. It is a transcript of the gene chrne, whose product is annotated as cholinergic receptor, nicotinic, epsilon. Lineage: Eukaryota; Metazoa; Chordata; Actinopteri; Osteoglossiformes; Mormyridae. The transcript has 13 exons. Gene Ontology annotation, biological process: regulation of membrane potential; monoatomic ion transmembrane transport; signal transduction. The record is from RefSeq and is a predicted model, not a curated record. Gene Ontology annotation, molecular function: transmembrane signaling receptor activity; acetylcholine-gated monoatomic cation-selective channel activity. Bases 212 to 1762 code for a protein of 516 amino acids. Gene Ontology annotation, cellular component: neuron projection; synapse; postsynaptic membrane.